UUUGAAGCGUGCGACACGCUGUCAGCCUGUGGGUUGCUGCCCGCGCGGUUGCGAGGCUCGCGGAGAAGCGAUGGAGAACCACGAGUUAAUUGAAUACUUUAAGUCUCAGAUGAAAGGCGAUCCUAACAUGGCCUCAGCAGUGGCUGCCAUCCAGACCUUGCUGGAGUUCUUGAAGAGAGACAAAGGGGAAACACUGCAGGGCCUGAGGGCGAGCCUCACCAGUGCCAUAGAAACCCUGUGUGGCGUGGACUCGUCCGUGGCUGUGUCCUCCGGUGGAGAGCUCUUCCUCCGUUUCAUCAGCCUCACCUCCCUGGAGUACUCUGAUUACUCCAAGUGUAAGAAGAUCAUGAUUGAGAGAGGAGAGCUUUUCCUCAGGAGAAUAUCCCUGUCAAGAAAUAAAAUUGCGGAUCUGUGCCAUACUUUCAUCAAAGACGGGGCGAGAAUUUUAACUCACGCCUACUCCAGAGUCGUCCUGAGGGUCCUAGAAGAAGCCGUGGCAGCCAAGAAGCGGUUCAGUGUGUAUAUCACGGAGUCUCAGCCUGAUUUAUCCGGGCAAAAAAUGGCCAAAGCCCUCUGCCACCUCAAUGUUCCUGUCACCGUGGUGCUGGAUGCUGCUGUUGGCUACAUCAUGGAGAAAGCAGAUCUUGUCAUAGUUGGUGCUGAAGGAGUGGUUGAGAACGGAGGCAUUAUUAACAAGAUUGGGACCAACCAGAUGGCUGUGUGUGCCAAAGCCCAAAACAAACCCUUCUAUGUGGUCGCAGAAAGUUUCAAGUUUGUACGGCUCUUUCCACUCAACCAGCAAGAUGUCCCAGAUAAGUUUAAGUACAAGGCAGACACUCUCAAGUCUGUGCAGACUGGGCAGGACCUCAAAGAGGAACACCCGUGGGUGGACUAUACUUCCCCGUCCUUGAUCACCCUGCUGUUUACAGACCUGGGCGUGCUGACGCCGUCUGCUGUAAGCGAUGAGCUCAUCAAGCUGUACCUGUGAGCAGAGUCCCUCCUGCCAGCUUGCAGGGAGCACGCGUGCAGGGUGAGCCAGCCGGCUCCAAACUGAACCAGUUCGCGUCGGAAGUCCUGGAGAAUCCUUUCAACUCAGCUCUGUCACAUCUGGAACCUGUUCCCAAUUCUAGAACCAAGCAUCCUUCCGGUUUUCAGAAACUCAGUCUGUGGAAGUACAAGUUAGGUGACUGGCUGCAAACCCAAGGAAGGAAAGCACAUGAGUGGGCAGUGAAAGUGACGCAGGCCGCUCUGCAGUGACGGCCACUGAGAAUACGUCAUGGGGUGCCUUACAAACAAGGCAGGAAACACUGCUGGCUACAUCUGGCAUCAGGGCUCCGUCUCCUCGGCAGGGUCAGGCCAGACAGGAAAAACACCAAUGCCUUCCUUCCCAGGAUGCUGCUUACAGAAUGUCUGGACCUAACCUCUGUCUAUAAAGUAGUUUACUUUAAACAUGAUUAAGUCCCCAACAGCGUUUGUAAAUUAAACAUGGGAACAGAUCAGGAUCUUUUUAAAUAAAUUAUAUAAAUGAUUUGGAUAUGGUAUUGCAUCAGUACCAGGAGACCCAGGCCACAAACUGUAAGCACAGUUGGGCAGAACACCACAAACAGCACUGUCUCAGGACAGAAUUCCAUCCCUGGCUUACACCCAUCUGCCAAUAAAAUAGCACCAGAGUCAACUCGAAAAUAUCCUCACUCAGCCGGGCGGUGGUGGUGCACGCCUUUAAUCCCAGCACUCGGGAGGCAGAGGCAGGCGGAUCUCUGUGAGUUCGAGGCCAGCCUGGUCUACAAGAGCUAGUUCCAGGACAGGCUCCAAAACCACAGAGAAACCCUGUCUCGAAAAACCAAAAAAAAAAAAAGAAAAAGAAAAGAAAAACCGAAAAAAAGAAAAGAAAAUGUCCUCACUCUAGUUGGGGUGUGGUGACACAGCCUGUGACCCCAGCACACAGAGCCUGAGGCAGGAGGAUUGUUCUCAAAGCAUCCUGGACUACAUAGUAUGGCCCCUAUUGCAAAGGAGAGAAAGAACCCAGAACCUACUGUGCAGAGCCGCGUCUGCAGGUGCUCCAGACAGGCCUGCACAGGACAUGCAAUAUUUGGGAGGAGGGGAGGGGAGGUCAUAUGACUGGGAAUACUUAGAAAUUUUACAAGGCCUAAA
Molecule: messenger RNA, 2151 nt
Organism: Chionomys nivalis (European snow vole)
Lineage: Eukaryota; Metazoa; Chordata; Mammalia; Rodentia; Cricetidae
Gene: Eif2b1
Product: eukaryotic translation initiation factor 2B subunit alpha
Exons: 9
Coding region: 71-988 (305 amino acids)
Biological process (GO): translational initiation
Cellular component (GO): eukaryotic translation initiation factor 2B complex
Molecular function (GO): guanyl-nucleotide exchange factor activity; translation initiation factor activity
Source: RefSeq, a predicted model, not a curated record